Messenger RNA from Leptonychotes weddellii (Weddell seal), 3683 nucleotides. NCBI's taxonomy places the organism in Eukaryota, Metazoa, Chordata, Mammalia, Carnivora, Phocidae. The record is from RefSeq and is a predicted model, not a curated record.
GGAAGGAAUGGCCAUUAAGCCAGGGCCGUGAUAAGUGGGAAGAGAAAACACAGGGCCCCCAUGUUAGCCUGAGUUGGCCACUCUUGAGGGGAGAGUGGAGGUAAGUGACAGGUCAAUAGGCCAGUCCCUGGAUUGGGGCCAAGUUUGAAGUUGAAGAACUAGCACGUGCAAGGGCGUAACGGCAGGGUCCCAUUGACCGCGGGAAGUUUGGCAUCAGCAGUGUUGGAUCAGGGACUGAUGGGAGGUCCACACUAUGCGAGGCUUUUGUCCUGUGCCCCAGAGGAAAAUCUCCAGCAGACUGAAGGGAGGGGCUGGGGCUAUGGGCAGAGAUGCCAUUCAAAACGCUGUGACGGUCUGGGGUUGAGGAGAAGCAGGAUGUAACCUAGAAGGGUCCCCUGACACCUGACAUCCUUCACGGAAGAGUGGGUUGUUUCACCUUCAGUAAUUAAGUUUCUGAAUUAAAAUAUUUUACCUUCUAAGAACAUGCCAAAUAGAAUAGCUGCCAGUCACAGUAUGGGACAAGGAGGCUGGUAGGAUAUGUGACUGGUAAUAUUUUUCUAAAGACCUCAAAUGACCACAACCAAGGCUUGAAAGUUUAUUCUAGGAGAGGGUUAACGUUUGUCUAUUUCUUUAGAUCAUGGUGAGUAAAGUUUUGUUUUAUUUGCCUUUGAACCCAUUCAUAAAAGUUAAUAUUUUUAAACAUUUUAACAUUCAAAAUGAGAAGAGUGUUCUUUAAGGCUGCUGGAACUCGUACAUACACUUACAGCUUGGGCCGCUCUCCUUAGCGAAGAAUGACCGAAGAACAGAGUUCUUUUGGUUCUAGUUGGAAGCAUCUGGCCUGUUUGAGCAGUAGCAACAGGGAGGACGCCUUGUAACCUUGGUCCCCUGCGUCUGAGGAACACUGCCACCUUCACAGAGGAGGCCUGCAGGCCCUCCCUCCGUCUAGGAAGCAGCUCACGGCACAUGACCCAAUGACCAUCGUCCCAUCUUACAGAUGGGGACAUGGGCUCCUGCCUGGGGACGUGCAGUGAGUUAACCAUGACGGAAUAUUUGCCAAGUGAAAAAAGAAAGUUAGCAAUCUGAAGCAAUGGGCGACUGGAGCUUUCUGGGGAGACUAUUAGAGAACGCACAGGAGCACUCCACGGUCAUUGGCAAGGUUUGGCUGACGGUCCUGUUCAUCUUCAGGAUCCUGGUGCUGGGCGCCGCAGCCGAGGAGGUGUGGGGGGACGAGCAGUCGGACUUCACGUGUAACACGCAGCAGCCCGGUUGCGAGAACGUCUGCUACGACAAAGCCUUCCCCAUCUCCCACAUCCGCUUCUGGGUGCUGCAGAUCAUCUUUGUGUCCACGCCCACCCUCAUCUACCUGGGCCAUGUGCUGCACAUCGUGCGCAUGGAAGAGAAGAAGAAAGAGCGAGAGGAAGAGCUGCUGAAGGGCGACAGCCCGCACCACGGGCCGGCUGCACGCUGUGGGCCGGGCGGCCACAGCCAGAAGGACAGGCCGCCGGUGCGGGAUGACCGGGGCAAGAUCCGAAUCGCCGGGGCCCUGCUCCGGACCUACGUGUUCAACAUCAUCUUUAAGACGCUGUUUGAAGUGGGCUUCAUCGCCGGGCAGUACUUUCUGUACGGCUUUGAGCUGAAGCCGCUGUACCGCUGUGACCGGUGGCCCUGCCCCAACACGGUGGACUGCUUCAUCUCCAGGCCCACGGAAAAGACCAUAUUCAUCAUCUUCAUGCUGGCCGUGGCCUGCGUGUCCCUCUUACUCAACAUGCUGGAGAUCUACCACCUGGGCUGGAAGAAGCUUAAACAAGGAAUGACCAACCACUACCGCUCAGACUCCCCUGAAUCCAGGGUGGGGGCCACAAACCCCGGGGGUGUGAGCCCACUCCUCCUCCCCUCCCACUCUGCCCCGCCCACGGUUACCAUCGGAUUCCCGCCUUACUACACUCACUCUGCCUCUUCCCUGGCAAAGGCCACGGCCGCGGGCUACCCCGGAGCCCCUCCACCAGCAACAGACUUCAACCUGGCAGCCCUGAACGAGGCACCGGGGAAGGACCACCCCGCCAAAUUCUACAACGGCAACCACCACCUGCUAGUGACAGAACAGAACUGGGCCAACCAGGAGGCCGAGCAGCAGACUUCUGCGAGGAAGGCCUCCCCUCCAGCGUCGGCUUCUGCGACCCUGAGCCCUACAGGCAGCGCCCAGCAGCUCCCUGAGAACGGUGGCGCGGGAAGCAGCGCGCCCGGCCUGUCGCUGAACGGGCACGGCAGCAGCUUGGGAGAGAGCAAACUGGCAGUGACUCCCGACGACGGGGAGCAGGCAGUGACCACCGCGGUGGAGAUGCACGCGCCUCCUUUGCUCCCGGCAGAGCCGGGCCGAUCAAGCAAGGCCAGUAAGUCCAGCGGCGGCAGGGCCAGACCCAGUGACUUGGCCAUCUAGCGGUGGUCUCUCCAGACAGCUUUAUAAUAACCUCUUUUCUAGCAACCAAAACCAAAGUGCAGUUCCAGUCUGCAGGUAGAGAAAGCCUGGAAGUGAGAGAGCACUGGAGUGGAGGAGGGGACGAUCAAGCGGAAGAGAGCAGGUUUCUGUGUGUCCAUGCUUGCUGUUCUUAACACUGUGAGGUAGAGUGGGGAGAAGGUCCACGCUUGCUGAGAUGGGGAGGUAGGGGCAAAGUGGGUGCAGGGGCUGUUGACCUUUAAAGAUAUUCACAACAACCCAAGAGUCCAGCAACCUGGGCCACCUUUGCAGGUGUUGCUGCCCAGCCUUGGGCUCCUGCUGUCUCUGUGGGUGACUGUUCUGCUGUGGUAAAAGCAGGUGGUGUCUGCAGUCACUUCAGUUCGGGGCAAUUAGGCUUUCCAUUCCUACGCUCUCCAGAGCCUCUGGGCAGCCCAGAAAGUCACAGACGCACUUAGCACUAUCUCUGUUUGAUACUUUUAACUUAGAGUUGAAUUUCAUUUGGGAUAUUUGCCAAACUGCACUAAAAAAAGAUUUAGAGCAAGUCCAUAUAGUGUCAUUUGAGUUUCUGAAAUUGCCUGUGAAGCCCAGGAUAUCAAACUGUACGCUUCAUGACAAGUGACAAUGAGCAGCUACCCUCCAGAGGUGGAUUCAGCGCAGGCGAGAGCCACAGAGGUUGCUGGUAAGAAAGCAGGUAGAAAUGCAGCGACACUCGAGAUAAUUUUUAAACAGCUGAGGAAAUUGAAAUAAAAGUGUGGCAGGUAUGCCUUAGGUAUUUAUUUUUUAAAUGAUAUUUUGUGCUUUGAUCUGAAUUGUACAGGUAUGCCUAUUUCCCCCCACUUUCUUUCAGGAGAAAUGAAAGAAAAAUAGUACUAUUAAAAUGAAUACUGACCAAGAGAAUGCUAAUUUGUCCCAUUACAUACUGGUAAAGAUUUGAACCUUCUUUUAAAGAAACUCUUCGACCUCAUGAGUCAGCUAAUUGCUAUGCGAAUGUACUAUAUAAAAUAAAGGCAGGGGAAAUUUAAGUGCAUUUCCAAUACUUGAAGUUGUGAAGUUUUUGAAUGGAAGGUUAAAAGUUAACUACUCUUGCCAGAAAAAUUAUUUAUACAGAUGAAUCGAUGACCUACAUUUUUUUUUAACAGUACAAAAUAAAACUCUUUGAGUUUCCUAACCAUUCUUUGUGGGCAGCCUGUUUGCUUUCUAAAGUAUAAAUAAAAGUAUCUGGGUUUUA